AUGUCGAAAAAAAUAAAGUUAUACCUUCGAAAAGAACAGGAUCGUGAAACUGCAGUGCAGUGGUUGGAGAAAAGUGAUGAUGAUUACCUUUCUGAAAGAGAUGGUUUAUCGGAUGAUUUAGAAUUAGAUGACAAUUUAGAAGUAGCGGAAUAUGAGCCUGAAAUUUUGCAGAACGAGACUGAAAGUUCAGUAAAUUUUGUUCAUAGAUCCUUAGCCUUUGAAUUGGAUGAAGAAAAAACUUACACUGUUGUAACCAAUGGUACCAUGCAACGUAACAAGCGGAGUUAUAAGCAACUAGAAAUGUUGUCCGAACAAGAUUUGGAGGAUUUAUUGGCAGAAAUACCCUCAGAUAAGAAGUCAAUUGUCAGUUCGGGUUCCGAUAGUGACUACGAGGAUUUACCAGUGGUUCAUCGAGAAGUAAAUUUUAGAAGACAAAAAAAAAAUACAGCCAUCGAUAUCAAGAACAUUACUUUUGAUCUUCGAUCAUUUAGACCGAUCUGCGAUCUUUUAGACCUUAUUGAGUUAGCUGAUGAUAGUGCAAAAGAAUUUUAUCGUGGACUUGCCCAAUUCCCACGAAAUUCACAAGAUCUGGAUAAUAUUGCUGACACAGAUCCAGACAAAGAUAAUUAUUUCAGUGAUGACGAUUUUUAA
Messenger RNA from Diabrotica balteata, 651 nucleotides. The record is from the annotation of a GenBank genome assembly. Lineage: Eukaryota; Metazoa; Arthropoda; Insecta; Coleoptera; Chrysomelidae.